AUGCAAAUUCCACCCUCCUUGCUGGCAAUAUGGCUGCUGCAGGUGACCAUGGUACAAGCUGCUUUGAACUCAACUACAGCUUGUGGGCAGUCAAUAAACUCGCCACGAAUUGUUGGGGGCCAACCAGCCUCUGAUGGGUCGUGGCCCUGGCAAGUCAGCAUUGUAAAGAACAACUACCACACUUGUGGAGGCUCCCUCAUCGCAGAACAGUGGGUGUUGUCUGCGGCUCAUUGCUUCUCUGAAUCCACCUACUUUGACAAAUACGAAGUGUUGCUGGGUGCCUAUAAACUCUCAAACCUCUCAAAUAACGCGGCAUUCUCAAAUGUGAAACGGAUUUACCUCUACCCUGACUUCAAUGGUGAGACUGACCUUAUUGGGGAUAUCGCUUUGCUUCAACUGAGCACUCCUGUGAAAUUCACCAACUACAUCCUCCCCGUCUGCCUGCCUGACUCUUCUGUACAAUUCCCUGCGAAUGCAGACUGCUGGGUCACUGGAUGGGGAAAUAUUCAAAAUGGCGUGGGGUUGCUGUACCCAGCAACCCUCCAGGAAGUGAAGGUGCCACUCAUAAGCCGAGAAAGCUGCAAUGCUCUCUAUAACAGUGCCCUAACUCACGGGCUCGGCAUGAAUCCUGUUGAGACUGGUAUGAUAUGUGCUGGUUAUCCUGAAGGUGGAAAAGAUUCCUGCCAGGGUGACUCCGGGGGACCCUUGGUUUGCCAACUCAAAGGGAGUUGGACCCAGGCUGGGGUAGUGAGUUGGGGAAUAGGGUGUGCCCAACCUCGCAUGCCGGGUGUCUACACUUCAGUGCCGUCCUAUGCCAAAUGGAUCGAAGCGACGAUGAAUGGUGGAUUUCAAAAAGCCCCUGCUGUGACACUCCUUUUGGCGGCUCUUGCACAGGCCCUCCUAUGA
This is a messenger RNA of Elgaria multicarinata webbii, 906 nucleotides long. Its product is annotated as serine protease 27-like. The record is from RefSeq and is a predicted model, not a curated record. The coding region runs from base 1 to 906 and encodes 301 amino acids. The transcript has 6 exons. Gene Ontology annotation, biological process: proteolysis. NCBI's taxonomy places the organism in Eukaryota, Metazoa, Chordata, Lepidosauria, Squamata, Anguidae. Gene Ontology annotation, molecular function: serine-type endopeptidase activity.